This is a messenger RNA of Phalaenopsis equestris, 784 nucleotides long. RefSeq lists its product as uncharacterized. The record is from RefSeq and is a predicted model, not a curated record. The transcript has a single exon. The coding region runs from base 339 to 659 and encodes 106 amino acids. NCBI's taxonomy places the organism in Eukaryota, Viridiplantae, Streptophyta, Magnoliopsida, Asparagales, Orchidaceae.
CAAAAUCUUCAACCUGGCGCCAUUUGUGCUAAUGCAUGGCCGGAAAAACUGAAUGAAAUACAUUAGAAUUUAGGCCUGCAGAAACUACAACAUAUAGAUUCCUUGAGUGGAACCCAGCCAUAAACAGUACAAAACCAUGGUAGACGAUGAGAUUAAAAGACAGGAACCAACCCUCUCCCUCCCAUGAAUUUCACCUCUUUAAACACUCCUCCAUAUCCUCUGUUCUCCACCAAAAAGAAAACUCAAGCCUCCUCCUUUCCUCCUUAUAUUUCAACAGAUCCAUAGGAUCUCUCUCUCUCUCUCUCUCUCUCUCUGAAGCUUGUUGCAGGAAGUGAGAGAUGGGGAAUUGCAUGGAAAAGAGCUCUCCUGAAGUGGAGGAGGAUUUGAAGAAGGUAGAGAGAGGUUCUGAGGGAGCAAAAAUGGUCAGAAUAGUUUUAACGAAGCCUGAGUUGGAUUGGUUGAUGCAGCAGAUGGAGCAGAAGCCUGUGAAGAUGAGUUUGGAAGCUCUGCUAGCUCAGAUUCUUAAGGAGCGUCAGUGGAAGGAAGAAGAAAGGUGGCAGCCGGCAUUAGAGAGCAUCAUGGAGGUUCCUGAGUUGCAGAGCUUUGAAAAUUCUGCUGACAAGGAUCCAUUGCCCCAGCCGUUAAGCUUGUUAAGUUAGCCUGAUCAUUUCUUCUCUUUGAUUCUGUUUAGGCUGAAGUUUUGUUUCUUUUGAUGUAUUAUAAGGUGUUAUUAUGUAGAAGAUGAGUGUGAUAGGUUUGGAGCAAAUACUGUUAUUAUGAGUUA